AUGUUUCAGUCCCGGAUACCGGUCUCUGACUUGUCCCUGAACUUCCGUGAUGCGAUCUAUGCGACACGAAAGCUUGGCUUUCGAUAUAUUUGGAUCGAUUCCCUUUGCAUUAUUCAGGGGUCCGACGGUGACUGGGAGCAGGAGGCUCUCGCGAUGAACAUGGUCUACAAACAUGCUGUCUUCACUUUGGCCGCAGCCGCAUCUGCUGAUUCCUAUGGGGAACUCUUCCGCAAGCGAGUUCCGGAAGUUACCUUGCCUUACAAAUUAGAGGUUGACCAGCCGUAUACUUCCUCGGAUCAGAAAGCCUCAAGGCGUUGGCCCAAAUUCAUCCAUCGGCUCCGAAAAUCCUACUCAAGUCCUACGUCUGGUCUUUCACCGAGUCUGGUCCCAACGGAUUUGCCCCAUCCGACUAUCCAUUUGCCAGUAGGAGCUUCCCAGGCCGUGGCAGCCUCAGCCUCAGGGUCGAGCAAGUUGCCUCAUUGGCAAGUCCAUGGAUGGGAAUCUGAAGAGGUCUAUGAAGCGGAAAAGUCCAAGGCUCUGGAACACCUAGAAAGGCUCAUUGAAAUAACUGCGGCCCAAAGACCUGAGUUCCCUCGGGGAUUGCGACGUCAAGCUGUGGUACCUAGGGAGGCCGUUACAUCUCCCAAGGCGUUCUACGCCGCGCCCUUCUACUUCAGCGGAGACCAGAUAUUUUGGGAAUGUCGAGAACUUGAUGGCAGCGAAAUCUUUCCCCGGGGCCUUCCAGCAAGGGAGCAGGGUUAUACAAGGACGGGUUACAAAACACUUGACCCUAAGACGAUGUUCCUGUUGCACAAUGUAGGGGGAUUUCGUGAAUCUGAUCCAUACGAGCAAUGGGAAAGUCUAGUUGCGGAAUACACACGAUGUAGCUUGUCCAAUCCAAGAGACAAGCUGGUUGCUAUAUCCGGCUUGGCAAGAGAAUUCGCGCGCACUUUCGAAGACGAUCUCGUUGCUGGUCUUUGGCGGACGAAGCUGAUCAGCGAAUUGGCCUGGUACCGAGACAAUACACAACUGGGUUCGCGACCACAAGGCUACCGUGCUCCAACCUGGAGCUGGGCUUCCAUCGACGGGGGAGUUUUUUUCCUACCGCAGUCGCAACUGGACGUAGAUUACGUCCAAAUCUUGGAGAUUGACUGUCAGUAUGUAGACGACAACACAAUGGGAAGGAUUCGACACGCGCACAUCCGCGUCAGAGGAUAUCUAUUUCAAAUCUCCCUACAGAAACGCCCCGACGACAAAUUCGCCACUGUUCUUCACUUGGACACACUUGCUGAUCUUACUAGAUCCGAAUACUUCUUUCUUCCACUCAUUGUAGAUAAGCUUAAUGGUCUUUCCGGCCUGCUCCUCGAGCCUAUCUCUGAGGGCCCGGGUGGGAUCUAUCAACGGAUCGGCAUGCUUCAGAUACGGGACGGCUACGUGAUCUCUGAACUCGCAUACAGAAAGGUCAUAAGGCGAAAGACAGUCGACAAGCAAGCGGGGCCAAAGGGCGACUGUGAGGCUGAGACGACGAAGUCUCAGGACAUGAAGGCCAACGGCAUCUGA
Diaporthe amygdali is the source of this 1560-nucleotide messenger RNA. RefSeq names its product Heterokaryon incompatibility protein. The transcript has 3 exons. NCBI's taxonomy places the organism in Eukaryota, Fungi, Ascomycota, Sordariomycetes, Diaporthales, Diaporthaceae. The coding region runs from base 1 to 1560 and encodes 519 amino acids. The record is from RefSeq and is a predicted model, not a curated record.